CUGAGAUGGAGAAGAAGAGGGAUGAAGAGAGGAGAGGAAGAUGAAGGUGCAGAAGCAGAGAGAGACUCUCAGAUCAGCAGCAGGUGGAGUUCCACACAUCUCAGACAUGAGGAUCCUGCUGCUGGGACACAGAGAUGCUGGGAAGAGUUCAUUAGGAAACACCAUCCUGGGCAGAGAGGAGUUUGGUGUCUCAGGAAGAACAGCUGAGUGUGUGAAGAGAGAAGGAGAAACGGCAGGGAGACGCAUCACUAUCGUAGAGGCACCAGGGUGGUGGUAUAACUACACUGUAGAGCUAACUCCUGAACAUCAUAAACGAGGGAUUGUCCUCAGUGUGUUUCUGUGUCCUCCAGGACCCCAUGCUCUACUCCUGCUCAUUGAUGCAAGGAUGUCAUUAACAGAGAAAUACAGAAGAGGAGUACAGGGACACAUGGAGCUGCUGGGUGAGAGAGUCUGGAGUCACACUAUAGUGCUGUUCACCAAAGGGGACUUGUUGGGAGACACAACCAUCGAGCAGCACAUUGAGAGUGGAGGAGAGGCUCUGCAGUGGGUUGUAGAGAAAUGUGGCAACAGGUAUCAUGUUGUAGACAAUAAGAAGAGGGAUCGUGGCCAGGUGACAGAGCUGCUGGAGAAGAUAGAAGAGAUGGUGGCUGGAAAUAGAGGCCAUCAGUUUGACUUUGAUGCAGAAAUAUGUAAAGCACUGCAAGAGAAGAAGAGAGAAGAGCAAAGAAGAGCAGAGGAGAGGAAGAUGAAGGUGCAGAAGCAGAGAGAGACUCUCAGAUCAGCAGCAGGUGGAGUUCCACACAUCUCACACAUGAGGAUCGUGCUGCUGGGAAGUAAAGAACUUGGGAAGAGUUCAUCAGGAAACACCAUCCUGGGCAGAGAGGAGUUUGGUGUCUCAGGAAGAACAGCUGAGUGUGUGAAGAGAGAAGGAGAAACAUCAGGGAGACACAUUACUGUAGUGGAUGCACCAGGAUGGUGGAAUAACUACACUGUAGAGCAAACUUCUGAACGUGACAAACAAAUGAUUGUCCUCAGUGUGUUUCUGUGUCCUCCAGGACCCCAUGCUCUACUGCUGAACAUUGAUGUGAGUAUGUCAUUAAGAGAGAAUCACAGAAGAGCAGUGCAGCAACACAUGGAACUGCUGGGUGAGAGAGUCUGGAGUCACACUAUAGUGCUGUUCACCAAAGGGGACUUGUUGGGAGACACAACCAUUGAGCAGUACAUUGAGAGUGGAGGAGAGGCUCUGCAGUGGGUUGUAGAGAAAUGUGGGAACAGGUAUCAUGCUGUAGACAAUAAGAAGAGGGAUCGUGGCCAGGUGACAGAGCUGCUGGAGAAGAUAGAAGAGAUGGUGAUGAGAAACAGUGGAGAAUGGAGUAUGGAUGAACCUCUUGAGUUUAGUGAAGUCCUACCUGAUGACUACUCAACUGGAGAUUCUGCACAUGGCUCCACUAAACCAACACCUAAACCUGAGCUCAUAAAGGCCUUUAAGCAGCUCAGCACUGCUGCCUCUACUCAGAGCUCUGGGUUUGGCUCAGCUGAGACAGGGGAGAGGAGUGGAUCUGCUGAGGAGUCAUUCAGUCUGAUCCCACCAAUCAGAGGAGACGGAGGAGGCAACACAAAAGGGGCCACAGCAGCACAACAGAAGACUCCGCUGAGACCAACACAUGGAACAACACUUACUGCUAAGAGCAGAGAUUACCCAGUGACAAAUCCUUUUGUGGAUGAAACUACAAUUGGAGUAGACUAUACAGAAUGCAUUGGACAUGGCUCUUAUGGAAAAGUGUACAGGGGAUCUUAUCAGGGAACACCUGCUGCUGUAAAGAUUAUACCAACAGGAGACAAUUCAGUGACUACAAACGAAUUCAUCAUACCUGGGCGUUUGUCUCACUCCAACAUUGUGCGGAUUCUGGCAGUAGCCAAAAGUGAGACACAGAUCCUCAUUGCUAAUGAGUACAUCCAUGGUGCCAACCUGCAGCAGAUUCUUUUUACAGACACUCCAAUUGAGUUGCAGCUCGAAGAUAAGCUGUUUGUGGCUUUAGAUAUUGCCAUGGCUGUUGAGUACAUACAUGGAAGAAAGAUCAUUCACCAAGAUCUCAAGCCAGCAAAUAUAAUGAUUACAGCAGAUAACAAAAAGGCCCAUCUGACUGAUUGGGGCUUGGCGAACGUGAAGGAAACCGUAUCCAUGACGAAAGGAAGCUGUGGCCCACUGGGUGGGACCCCUCCCUACAUGGCCCCAGAGUGUCUUGUGAAGUGUGAGAACUGCAGCACCAUGUCCGACAUGUGGUCUCUUGGCAUCACUCUUCUGGAGAUGUUCACAAACUCUAAGCCCUGGUCAAACAGUAACCCGCAAGAGCUGCGUAAGCUUCUUCUUAAAAAAAACCCUCCUCAGGCUCUGUCUAAAUUACAGCCUGCUCUUCAUGACAUUGUGAAACCACUGAUCAAAUUUAAACCCAAGUCUCGCAAAAAUGCCAAAGACCUGGUGAUACUGUUGAAGUCAAAGGUUGAUGUCACCAAAAGAUAUGGAUUCAAAUGGUAACGCAAAUUAGGUCUACUAGUGAAAGAUUAAGAGAUAAUUUCCCAGCUGUUGUAUAUGUAGACUAUUAUUACUGAUUGUGUAUUGAAUGAAGUUUGAUGACUGUUAAUAUGAACAUGUAUUACUUUACUCCGUCAUGCAUGACUGACUGACCUCACUGCAGCCAUGUUUAAGAGUCAAUGUUAAAUAGUGUUAAUGAAAGGCUCAUAUGG
Alosa alosa (allis shad) is the source of this 2745-nucleotide messenger RNA. Its product is annotated as GTPase IMAP family member 8-like. NCBI's taxonomy places the organism in Eukaryota, Metazoa, Chordata, Actinopteri, Clupeiformes, Clupeidae. Gene Ontology annotation, biological process: protein phosphorylation. Gene Ontology annotation, molecular function: ATP binding; protein kinase activity; GTP binding. The record is from RefSeq and is a predicted model, not a curated record.